AUGCAAUCCACGGGCAUACACGCUUCUGGAGUCGCAAAUGAAGAGCAUGAGAUUUCUUUGGCAGUCGAGACUGUCAUUAUCGGGCUAUAUGGCAUACCCGGGUCUGGAAAAUCUUUUUUGCUAGAAGUUUUGAAAAGAGGUCUCGAUAAGACAUGCUUUGACUUCUACGAUGGAAGCCAAGUCAUUGCCGCCGUCACGCCAGGGGGUCUUGAAGCAUUCCAUAGUUCAAGCGAGGAAUGCAAACUCAGAUAUCGGGAGUGUGCGAUCAAAAAAAUCAGUGAAAAAGCCUGCCAAUCUGGAAAAGCAGCCAUCGUAGCUGGACAUGCCAUGCUAUGGACUGAAGGGGAGGAAUCCGGUCAAUGGGUCUGCACCUCAGCCGACCUCCAUUUCUACACACACAUUGUGUACCUGAAUGUCUCGGCCGAAGCUAUUGCGGACUUUCGACGGGAGGACCGUGAAAAAAGCCGCCCAGAUGUGUCGGUCGCGCAUUUGAGUAAGUGGCAAAGGGCCGAGAUGGGAAAGCUGCGCCACGUUUGCCGGAUUCAUGGCAUCCUCUUCACAUCAUUUUCCCUAGGCCGUGAUGACUCGAGGAAAAUGAUAUCUCUCCUCGAAGAUUUCCAUCGGCAUUCGGAGGAUCUGAACAUGCGACUUGCCAAGCAGCAGAUUGACAACGUGUUUGCUGUUGGCUCUCAACGACCGGAGACAGUGCUGCUUUUAGAUGCCGAUAAAACUCUGGCGCCACAAGAUGGCGGCAAUUUGUUCUGGAGAGAGUUGCCUCAGUGCCUGGCUGGCAAAUUAACAUCUUGCCCACUGAAAGAUCUGUUUGCAGGCCCGUUGAAAUACUCUUAUCGAUCUUUUAGGCAAGCAACACUGCUCUGUGAGGAGGCUGUUAGCGAUGGACAGUACGCCCAGCAUUGUGAAAAGGUUGCCGAUGUGAUCGAAAUGCACCAUGAAGUGCUCAACAUACUGCGCCUGAUAGAAGGGCACCCACAUAUUCGUGCAAUCGUGCUUACGUGCGGGAUACGUGCCAUUUGGGAGAAAGUCCUUGAAAGGGAGGGCUUCGAAAGAAGAAUUCCAGUGAUUGGUGGUGGUCGUCUGUUGGAUGGUAUUGUGGUGACGCCGACCCUCAAAGAAGAAUUGGUCAAACAUAUUCGGAAAAACCAUGGCGCUUAUGUCUGGGCCUUCGGCGAUAGUCCAUUAGACUUAGGGAUGCUGAAAGCUGCCCAUCAAGCAGUCGUCAUCACAGGAGAAGAGCCCCACAGAAGUCACAGCAUGGACGAUGCGCUGGCUGCAUUGAUCGAGGAGAAUGGUUUCAAACCCCGCCAGGUGAUCCUGCCAGCCCAUGCCACCCCGCGACUCGACUCGUCACGACUGCCUCUGAUCCAGCUUUCUGACAAAUUUAUCAUGGAUGAGAUAUUCCUUCGCCCUAACAAGCUCCAUGUCAUCGAUGCUACCAGUCGUCCCUCAGCGAAGCUUCUCAUGACUCCCAUGCGGGACGCAGCAGUCUCCGGAGUUGCAUUGCAAGAAGCUCAUAGCCGGGUUGGAUGGUAUCUCGCAACUGAGUGUUGCACCGAUAUCAUAGGCGUGGAAAUAUUUCCAAUUCGCCACGUUCAGGGUCACCCAACUGAUGGCCACCGCCUUCUCCAUGAAAGGAACACAUUGAUAGUGGCUCUCAUGCGUGGAGGAGCACCAAUGGCUCUGGGGGUUAGUAGAGCUUUUCCUACCGCAACCUUUCUACAUGCACGAGCCCCCCAAGAUAUUUCCCCGGAGUGCCUUGCCAGUGUGAGAACCAUUAUCCUUGUUGACUCGGUGGUCAAUAGCGGUAAAUCAGUCCUCAAAUUUGUCCAGCACAUUCGGAGGCACAAGGCCACUGUCCGCAUAUUGGUGGUUGCUGGCGUAGUGCAAUCGCAAUCUGUGACAUCGAGCCCCAUCGCCCAGGAGUUCCGCCGCUUUCAUGGCCUGUCAUUCAUUACUCUACGUCUCUCUGAAAAUAGUUUCAUCGGCAGCGGAGGAACCGAUACUGGCAACAGGCUAUUCAAUACUACCUCUAGAAUGUAA
Messenger RNA from Penicillium angulare, 2058 nucleotides. RefSeq lists its product as uncharacterized. Gene Ontology annotation, cellular component: cytoplasm. Gene Ontology annotation, molecular function: magnesium ion binding. The record is from RefSeq and is a predicted model, not a curated record. The transcript has a single exon. Gene Ontology annotation, biological process: L-serine biosynthetic process; dephosphorylation. NCBI's taxonomy places the organism in Eukaryota, Fungi, Ascomycota, Eurotiomycetes, Eurotiales, Aspergillaceae. The coding region runs from base 1 to 2058 and encodes 685 amino acids.